Messenger RNA from Lycium ferocissimum, 2518 nucleotides. Its product is annotated as choline/ethanolaminephosphotransferase 1. The transcript has 19 exons. Lineage: Eukaryota; Viridiplantae; Streptophyta; Magnoliopsida; Solanales; Solanaceae. Bases 1043 to 2086 code for a protein of 347 amino acids. The record is from RefSeq and is a predicted model, not a curated record. Gene Ontology annotation, cellular component: membrane. Gene Ontology annotation, biological process: phospholipid biosynthetic process. Gene Ontology annotation, molecular function: phosphotransferase activity, for other substituted phosphate groups.
CAAUCUUCAAAACCCCAAUCUUGAUUUCAAUUGGUUUAUAGGUAAUUUAGAGGUAGCGAGCGAGAAAGAGGGAAAGGAAGGAUGGGUUAUAUAGGGGCACAUGGAGUGCAAACACUUCAUAGGUACAAAUACAGUGGGGUGGAUCACUCCUAUGUUGCUAAGUAUGUGUUGCAGCCUUUUUGGGGUCGCUUUGUCAAUUUCUUCCCCCUUUGGAUGCCGUAAGUUUUUCUCUGAAUUUUCUGAUGAAUAUUUAUUCCUCGACAAUUUGUGCAUGUCUGCAAAUUAGGGUGUUUAAAUUUAUAGUGUUUGUGUAGUGAUGUAUCUUGUAUACAGGUUCCAUUAUUUACUUCUUUUAGUGAGCUAAGAAGGUCUUGCUGUUCAUUCAUUUGGCAUAUUGGAGUGCCAGAAAAAUAUUUCCUGCCAAUUUCAGAACCUUGUACUACUUCUAAUUCGCGCGUAGAAUGAAUUUCUUGAACUACCUAGGAUAGAAGAGCAGAUAUCGGAAUUGAAAUGUAACAAGAGUAUUCUGUGUGGAAUGCCGAUUGAAGGAUUUUCUCGUUUUUCUGUGAAUCCACAGAAUGCCAUAGUCUAUAACGGUGAUGGCAAUAAAACAACUUUCAGGAUCAUGGUUAAUUAAAAGGAAAUAAAAAAAGCUUCCAGGAUCUUGGUACUGAGACAAACUUUUUGUCACUCAUGCAGCCUCCUUGAUGAUGAAGAUAACGAUAAUAAUGAUGAUGAUGACGAUAAUAAAAUAAAUGAACAAGUUGUUAUGGCAAUUUUGGGAGUAUUAGGUUAGCAUACGCCAGUUCCCUCUGUAAUAUUAUAAUAGGCUUUGAUGCAGUUUCAUACAGACAGCACACUCACACACACACAUGUGUACAGAGUGCAUACUCAUCAGGUGCCAGAAGAAAUAAUCUAACAUGAAUUUGUUACCCAUUUAAACAAUUAAUUACUAAUGGCUUUAGCCUGGUUAUCAUACUGUAUGUUUUCCUCUGUUUCCGGAGUUAACUGACAAUUGUUUUUUGGUGUGCAUGUUCUGUAUAUGUUCCCCAGACCGAAUAUGAUUACACUUAUGGGAUUUUUGUUCUUGGUCACAUCUGCGCUGCUCGGAUAUAUUUAUUCUCCAAUGUUGGAUUCACCCCCUCCAAGAUGGGUUAAUUUUGCACAUGGACUGCUUCUCUUCCUUUAUCAGACGUUUGAUGCUGUUGAUGGAAAGCAAGCGAGACGAACAAAUUCCUCUAGUCCACUAGGAGAGCUUUUUGAUCAUGGAUGUGAUGCGCUUGCAUGUGCAUUUGAAGCCUUGGCUUUUGGGAGCACUGCUAUGUGUGGACGACAUACUUUCUGGUUCUGGGUUAUUUCAGCUGUUCCUUUCUUCUUUGCUACUUGGGAAAGCUAUUUCACCAACACUCUAGUUCUUCCUGUAGUAAAUGGACCAACAGAGGGUCUCAUGUUGAUAUAUCUCAGCCAUUUCUUUACAGCUCUAGUGGGAUCUGAGUGGUGGGUUCAACAGCUUGGGAAGUCUCUGCCACUUGUGGGUUGGGUUCCUUUUCUGAACGAAAUUCCGACCAAUAAAGCCGUGUUGUUGCUGAUGGUAGCUUUUGCUGUUAUUCCAACAGUCUACUGCAAUAUUAACAAUGUUCAUAAGGUUGUCAAGGCAACAAAAGGAAGUAUGCCGCGGGCACUGGCCAUGAUUUACCCGUUUGUUGUGCUACUGGGAGGAGUGCUUCUGUGGGACUAUUUAUCUCCAUCUGAUUUAAUGAAGAACUAUCCUCAUCUUAUGGUAGUGGGAACUGGGCUUGCAUUCGGAUUUCUUGUGGGAAGGUUGAUUUUGGCUCACUUAUGUGAUGAACCCAAGGGUCUGAAAACAAAUAUGUGCAUGUCUCUGCUUUGUCUACCUUUUGCCGUUGCAAAUGCGCUCACUGCCAGACUUAAUGAUGGAGUUCCUAUGGUUGAUGAAUUCUGGGUUCUUCUCGCUUACACUGUAUACUCAGCAUCACUCUAUCUGCAUUUGGCCACAUCUGUUAUUCAUGAAAUCACGUCAGCGCUUGGGAUAUACUGUUUCAGGAUAACAAGGAAAGAAGCUUGAUCGCGUUUACGUUCCAAUUUUUGCUUUUCAACCUGGGAACUACCUGGGACUGAAGUUUGACUUUCCUCACCUAGCCGAUUCCUGAACCCGGCUUGAAGGAUGUUUGGGGUUCAACGCGUGCUUCUUUGACUUUUCACGGGUUGAUAGUGUUAUUGUUUGUACUCGCAUUCAAAUUCAAGUUUAGUCAAGUAACUAAAAUGAAAAUGUUUUGAGUUUUCCCUUUGGAUUUUAGUAGACUCAAGACGAUUUCUAGGAUUAUUUGUCUAGUUGGCCCUGCUGAAAGGUCAUUUUGGUUCGAUUUUACCCCAAGUUUAAGAUGAUUCAAGUUACUCAAUGGGGUAAUAUGAUUUUUCCAUUGAGUUUUAAAGAUGCUGGUUAUUGUAUUUGAACUGAUUUAGAUUUAUUUGUUUGGUUAGUUGACUAUUUCUAAAA